GUUGGAAAGGUGCACGAGCAGGUGAUUUAUGGUGUAAUACACAAUAGUUUGGAGAUUUUGCCGAGGCCGCUUCUCUGCUAACAUUAUAACACAGGGACAUAUUUUUAGCAGUUAUAAUUCACCAUGUACUUUGUCGUGGAGCAAUGGAAGCUAAUAAACGUGAAGCCUUCGCAACUUGGUCCGAAUUAUCAGCAGAACAUUGAGGAAAUGCUCCGUGACCAGGUAGAAGGCCAUUGUACAGCAAAGUACGGUUAUGUUGUGUGCGUAAUUCGCAUAGUACAUAACGAAAUUGGACGAGUUCAAGACGGGACUGCUAUGAUUGUUGUAAAUGUAAAGUAUCAGGCCAUUGUAUUUAAACCGUUCAAGGACGAGGUUCUUGACGCUAUAGUAACGGAUGUGAACAAACUUGGCUUCUUUGCUCAAGCUGGGCCCCUCAAGGUAUUUGUCUCGAGAACCUCCAUAGACCCAAACUUCGUCUAUGACAAUGACGCGGCAUAUCCGUGUUACUCUGAUGGAACUAUUAGCAUAAAGCCUCAAUCAGAGGUCAGAAUGAGGAUACAGGGUAUCAGCUACGAGAACUCCAAUAUAUUUGCCGUGGCAACCAUAAACGCUGAUCAUUUGGGCGCAUUUGAAAGUGAUAUUACAAAUUAGACCGACAAACAACUUUAUCGCACAUCUUCUCUAGGAUUCCUCAGGAAUCUUUCGUUUACUUUGGCACAUU
Messenger RNA from Theileria equi strain WA, 721 nucleotides. Its product is annotated as DNA-directed RNA polymerase II subunit Rpb7, putative. Gene Ontology annotation, biological process: transcription initiation at RNA polymerase II promoter; positive regulation of translational initiation; positive regulation of nuclear-transcribed mRNA poly(A) tail shortening. The record is from RefSeq and is a predicted model, not a curated record. The transcript is spliced from 2 exons. Gene Ontology annotation, cellular component: P-body; RNA polymerase II, core complex. Bases 124 to 651 code for a protein of 175 amino acids. Gene Ontology annotation, molecular function: single-stranded RNA binding; single-stranded DNA binding; translation initiation factor binding. Lineage: Eukaryota; Apicomplexa; Aconoidasida; Piroplasmida; Theileriidae.